UAUAACGCGCUGUGUUGACGCCACGUUCUUGUGGUAUGUCCCAUACAAAUUGAAUGUACGUGAGGAUUUUUGACUGUUCCAAUUUAGGUAUAUCAGUAAGAACCACCAGUUUUUGGAGUUUCGCAAGUUACGUUGGAUUUAGGUAUUUAAUUUGCAUAACGACUUCGAUUAUCAGAAAAAAUGUAGAGCAAUCACAUUUUGUGGAAUAUGAAGCGCUGGCAGCACUGUUUUUUGACAUUCCUCCGCUGUGGACUGCGGAUGUAAAUUUCUGCGCCUGUGCCCCUUAUAUCAAAAUAUCUUAUUGGACAUUAGACCUAUAAAUGAACUAGGAGUACUAUCAGAGUUUUACUAAACACGGCGCUGUACGUAUGUAAGUAUUCCUCCACAUGCAGAAAAACAUAAAGUUCUUUUAUUUCCGCAUAUUGAUAACAUCAUUCAAGUUUAAUUUCCGGCGGUGAAUUUGAAGGCGAGCAUAAAACAAAAAUAGAAAUCAAUCAAAAUCUGAAUUGCAUUAAGGCCAAAUCAAAAAAAAAAUUAAAAUUACAUUUGCUGAAGAAAGUAAAGCUCCAAAGCAAUUAAAAGUAAAAAAAAUUUUAUAAAUUCAAAACCUUGAGUAUAACUGUUAAACAUUUCAAGUCAUCAUGUCGCACUGGGAAGAAUUUUAUAAUACGCAUUUACCGCCAACCGAUUUCGAGGAUAAUCGCUCAUUAUUAAAGGAAUUUUGUGAACGACACAAUAAACUACAGAAUCGUAUCGUCCUUGUAACGUCAGGUGGCACCACAGUCCCCUUGGAACACAAUACUGUACGUUUUGUUGAUAAUUUUAGUGCGGGUACACGUGGCUCAACAUCUGCUGAGUAUUUCCUUGAGCAUGAUUAUGCCGUUAUAUUUAUGUAUCGCGCCAAAUCGCUUGAACCAUUCACACGUCACUUGACCGGUCAACAAUUUUUUGAUAUGCUCGACAUAACCGAUAAUGGACAGAGUACAUCGAUAACGGUGAAACCGGAUUCCGUUGAUGUAUUCGCACCAAUAUUAGCCAAAUAUAAACAAGCCCGCGAAUCACAAAUGAUAUUGUAUGUGAAUUUCAAUACUGUGGCCGAUUACUUGUGGCUAUUACGUGCCGCAUGCGAAUGUUUGGCGGCAUUCGAGGAAAGAGCAUUGUUGUACUUAGCUGCAGCAGUGUCGGACUUUUAUGUUCCUCAAGAUAUGAUGCCUGCACACAAAAUCCAGUCCGGUCAAGGUGCACCGACGAUCUCGUUGCAGUUUGUGCCAAAAAUGCUUGCGCCAUUGGCAAGUCUCUGGGUGCCUCAUGCAUUUGUUGUCUCAUUCAAAUUAGAAACUGACGAGAAUUUAUUGAUUACCAAGGCGCGGGAUAGUCUUUACAAAUACAAUCAUACG
Messenger RNA from Ceratitis capitata (Mediterranean fruit fly), 1397 nucleotides. RefSeq names its product phosphopantothenate--cysteine ligase (gene Ppcs). Gene Ontology annotation, molecular function: phosphopantothenate--cysteine ligase activity. Lineage: Eukaryota; Metazoa; Arthropoda; Insecta; Diptera; Tephritidae. Gene Ontology annotation, biological process: coenzyme A biosynthetic process. The record is from RefSeq and is a predicted model, not a curated record. Gene Ontology annotation, cellular component: cytoplasm; nucleus.